Carassius auratus (goldfish) is the source of this 2422-nucleotide messenger RNA. Its product is annotated as myotubularin-related protein 8-like. Gene Ontology annotation, biological process: phosphatidylinositol dephosphorylation. Gene Ontology annotation, cellular component: nuclear envelope; cytoplasm. Gene Ontology annotation, molecular function: phosphatidylinositol-3,5-bisphosphate phosphatase activity; phosphatidylinositol-3-phosphate phosphatase activity. The record is from RefSeq and is a predicted model, not a curated record. Bases 157 to 2043 code for a protein of 628 amino acids. NCBI's taxonomy places the organism in Eukaryota, Metazoa, Chordata, Actinopteri, Cypriniformes, Cyprinidae. The transcript has 14 exons.
UUUGACUUAUCGCGAUAUCUGCUCCCGUCAGCUGACAUGAUUGUAGUUGUCAUGUCAGGAAGGAACGCAGCAGUUUUUGAAACAAACAUGUUAACCGCUAAACUCAUAAACAUCGAAGGUUUAACGUGGACUGUUGAAAGAUAAGCCACUGAAAAUAUGGAGCACAUUAUAACGCCAAAGGUGGAGUAUGUGAAACUACUGAAUAGGUACCCUGAAAAGAAGUCAACUCUGGGAACUCUUUAUUUGACUGCUACUCACCUUAUCUACGUGGAACAAACCAACAGUACACGCAAAGAAACAUGGGUGCUGCAUCAUCACAUCAUGUCGCUAGAGAAGCUUCCAUUAACUGCAUCCGGUUGUCCGCUCCUGAUCCGCUGUAAAACCUUCCAGCUGCUUCAUCUGCUGUUCCAAAGAGAGAAAGAUUGUCAGGAUGUCUAUCAGUCACUUCUGCGUCUGUUUCAACCAGUCAAAGAAGAGGAGCUGUUUGCCUUUCUCUAUAAUCCAGACCAAAAUGAGGAGGACAGGAGACAGGGUUGGGAAUUCAUUAAUGUGGCAAAUGACUUUAGCAGGAUGGGUCUCUCCAACGAUUAUUGGGAAAUCAGCCACCUUAACAAAAACUAUGAGAUCUGUAGCACUUAUCCAUCUAUCCUAGGACUCCCUAAAAAUGUCAGUGUUGCUACAGUAACAGGCAGCGCAAAGUUUAGGAGCCGUGGGCGAUUGCCUGCUCUGUCUUACUUUCACAAAGACACAAAGGCUGCAAUCUGUCGUUGCAGUCAGCCUUUGUCAGGUUUGACUUCUCGCUGUGUGGAAGAUGAGCAGAUGCUUCAGGCCAUCAGUGAAGCAAACCCCAACUGCCCUUUUAUAUAUGUAGUGGACACACGGCCUAAGUUGAACGCAAUGGCGAACCGCGCAGCUGGUAAAGGCUAUGAGAAUGAGGACAACUACUCCAAUAUCAGGUUCCAGUUCCAAGGAAUCGAAAACAUCCACGUCAUGAGAAACAGCCUACAAAAAUUGCUGGAAGUGUGCUCUAUGAAGUCUCCUUCCAUGAGUGAUUAUCUGACAGGUCUGGAGAACUCUGGCUGGCUGAGGCACAUCAAAUCUGUGAUGGAUGCAGGCGUGUUCCUCGCCAAGGCUGUCUGUGAAGAGAGGGCAAGUGUGUUAGUACAUUGUUCUGAUGGUUGGGACAGAACGGCUCAGGUGUGCUCUUUGGCUUGCAUACUGCUGGACCCAUACUACAGAACUAUUAAAGGCCUCAUGGUUUUAAUAGAAAAGGAGUGGAUCUCUUUUGGUCAUAAAUUCAGUCACAGGUGUGGCCAUCUGGACACUGACUCCAAGGAAGUGUCUCCAGUCUUCACUCAGUUCCUAGAGUGUGUGUGGCAGCUGUCAGAACAGUUCCCUUGUGUGUUUGAGUUCAAUGAACGUUACCUAAUAGAAAUACACAAUCAAGUCUAUGCCUGCCAGUAUGGAAACUUCAUCGGCAACUGCCAGAAAGAGAGACUGGAAAUGAGGUUGCAUGAAAAGACGUUUUCAUUGUGGCCACAUCUUCUGAAGAACCAACAUCUGUAUCGAAACCCUUUGUACCGGCGUUCAUUAGAGUGCACAGUUCUCAGACCCAGCACUUUACCACUGCACUUCAAGUUCUGGUGUGGGAUGUAUAACUACUAUGACAGAGGCAUGCACCCAAAACAGUCUGUUCUAGACCAGCUGCUGUCCCUCACACAGAAGCAGGUCGAAAGAGAGCGAACUAUGACUGAAUUACAGCGACAGCUGGCUGUUGCAGAUGGAGUUCUCCCUGAUCCAUCUGGACCAAUCAACACACCUGCGGAACAGGACCGUCACGACGCUCCUGUUGACCAAUCAAAUGGAAGCUGCGCUCCUUUGAUUAAUGGUGACGCAGAGGAGGCGGGUCCAGGAGCUGAAAAGUGCAAUGAGAAAGAAGGGGCGGAGCCAGGAGCCACCGAACACGAUCUGACCUCCUCUAAGGACAAACCAGUUUCUGUGGAAACUGAACAUUCCAAAGAGGAGGUACAAGAAUCCUCUUGAGUCUCCAUAGUAACAGACAUUUUGACUGAGAACCCAAAGAACAAAUGUCCGUGUUUUUGAAAAGAUGCAUAGAGUAAUAUCUCCACAACUGAAGCCACUGUAAUGCAAAAAAUGCAUUCAAAGUGCAGCGUUCUGCCACAUACUAGUUUGUGUUUGUUUAUAUUGUUGUUUAUUAGAUUUUUUGAGCACUGGGUGGAUUCUUGUACCCUGUUAUAUCUGUUCUGAACAGUCCUGAAAUGUUCUGGAUGUUUUUGUGGACUUCAGUGUGUUCAUAAAACAGGAUUGAAAUUAUAUUCUUUGAUCGAAGGCAGUCAGAAUCAUCUACAUUUUUGUUUAAAUGCCUCUCUGAUCAAAUUUAGCCUCACUCCAUUGUACAGUA